CUGAGCCAAGGAACGCAGGCGGUGGUCGUGGGGAAGGGAAGAGGAGCCCCGGGAGACGGCAGCAGCAUGGGCGGGCGGCCCUCGAGCCCUCUGGACAAGCAGCAGCGGCAGCACCUAAGGGGUCAGGUGGACACCCUGCUGAGGAACUUCCUGCCCUGCUACCGUGGGCAGCUGGCAGCGUCUGUCCUGCGGCAGAUCUCUCGAGAGCUGGGCCCUCAGGAGCCGGCCGGAAGCCAGUUGCUACGCAGCAAAAAGCUGCCCCGAGUCCGUGAGCACCGAGGACCCCUGACCCAGCUUCGGGGCCACCCACCCCGGUGGCAGCCGAUCUUCUGUGUUCUGCGUGGGGACGGCCGCCUAGAGUGGUUCAGCCACAAGGAGGAAUAUGAAAACGGGGGCCACUGCCUUGGCUCAACAGCCCUGACAGGAUACACGCUCCUGACUUCCCAGCGAGAAUAUCUCCGCCUUUUGGACGCUCUCUGCCCUGAAUCCUUGGGAGACCAUACUCAGGAAGAGCCUGACUCCCUCUUGGAAGUGCCUGUGAGCUUCCCGCUGUUCCUGCAGCACCCCUUCCGCCGGCACCUCUGCUUCUCUGCAGCCACCAGGGAGGCACAGCAUACCUGGAGGCUGGCCCUGCAGGGUGGCAUCCGGCUUCAGGGCACAGUCCUGCAGCGAAGCCAGGCCCCUGCUGCCCGGGCCUUCCUGGACGCCGUCCGACUCUACCGGCAGCACCAAGGCCACUUUGGCGACGACGACGUGACCCUAGGCUCAGACGCCGAGGUGCUGACCGCGGUGCUGAUGCGGGAGCAACUUCCCGCGCUGCGAGCCCAGACCCUUCCUGGCCUGCGGGGGGCAGGCCGCGCCCGCGCCUGGGCCUGGACCGAGCUUCUAGACGCCGUUCACGCAGUUGUUCUGGCCGGGGCCUCCGCCGGGCUCUGCGCCUUCCAGCCCGAAAAGGACGAGCUGCUUGCGUCGCUGGAGAAGACGAUCCGCCCGGACGUGGACCAGCUGCUGCGGCAGCGGGCGCGUGUGGCGGGGCGGCUGCGGACGGAUAUCAGGGGACCGCUCGAGUCGUGCCUGCGCCGGGAGGUGGACCCGCAGCUGCCCCGGGUCGUGCAGACCCUGCUGCGCACCGUGGAAGCCUCGCUCGAGGCGGUGCGGACCCUCCUGGCUCAAGGCAUGGACCGACUGUCCCACCGCCUGCGCCAGAGCCCCUCGGGCACGCGGCUGCGCAGGGAGGUUUACUCAUUUGGGGAGAUGCCAUGGGACUUGGCGCUGAUGCAGACAUGCUACUGUGAGGCCGAGCGGAGCCGGGGGCGCUUGGGGCAGCUGGCAGCACCGUUUGGCUUUCUGGGGAUGCAGAGCCUCGUGUUUGGGGCCCAAGAUCUUGCACAGCAGCUCAUGGCUGACGCCGUGGCCACCUUCCUGCAGCUGGCUGACCAGUGUCUGACGACGGCCCUCAACUGUGACCAGGCUGCCCAGAGGCUGGAGAGAGUCAGGGGGCGCGUGCUGAAGAAAUUCAAAUCGGACAGCGGGUUGGCGCAGAGGAGGUUCAUCCGAGGCUGGGGUCUCUGCAUCUUUUUACCUUUUAUGCUGAGCCAUCUCGAGCCAGGCUGCAAAAAGGAGCUGCCUGAGUUCGAGGGGGAUGUCCUUGCCGUGGGCAGCCAGGCUCUGACCACUGAGGGCAUCUAUGAGGACGUCAUCCGGGGGUGCUUGCUGCAGAGGAUUGACCAAGAAUUGAAAAAGACCCUUGGUGCCAAUGAUGUAUCCUGCACUCUGGACGGCUGCUUGGAGGUCCCAUGGGAACAGGAGGGAGCAGCUCCAAAUCUUAACUUGGUGUCAAGUUUCCUGGCUGGGAGACAAGCUUUUACCGACUUCCUCUGCUUGCCAGCAAAGUCAUCUGCUAACUGGAUAUUGGCAGCCUCUCCGCUGUCUUGCAGCUGCUUCCGGAAUGGGUUCCACAGGGAUUCCCCUGUGUUCUUGGUUCAGCUUGCAGAGGGACUUUCACACUCCAUGGAGACCGUUUCCUCCCAUUCUGUCUGGAGUUUUCAGCCUACCCCAAGACAAUGAGAUAUUCCUGACCUUUCCACCUAUUUCCCUCCAACCCCACCUUCCGAAAUACAUUUGCUCAAUACAUUUGCACUUCA
Gorilla gorilla gorilla (western lowland gorilla) is the source of this 2144-nucleotide messenger RNA. It is a transcript of the gene NIBAN3, whose product is annotated as niban apoptosis regulator 3. The transcript has 15 exons. The coding region runs from base 67 to 2067 and encodes 666 amino acids. The record is from RefSeq and is a predicted model, not a curated record. NCBI's taxonomy places the organism in Eukaryota, Metazoa, Chordata, Mammalia, Primates, Hominidae.